Messenger RNA from Erigeron canadensis, 2832 nucleotides. RefSeq names its product probable ubiquitin-like-specific protease 2B. Gene Ontology annotation, biological process: proteolysis. Lineage: Eukaryota; Viridiplantae; Streptophyta; Magnoliopsida; Asterales; Asteraceae. The coding region runs from base 158 to 2581 and encodes 807 amino acids. The transcript has 15 exons. Gene Ontology annotation, molecular function: cysteine-type peptidase activity. The record is from RefSeq and is a predicted model, not a curated record.
UUCCUCGACAAGAGAGUUUCGGUGUGACCGUACAAAAACCUGCCCGUCACAUACAAUUUUUAUAUUUAAUAUCUUAUAUCUAUAUAUCCAUAUCUAUAUGCAUGUAUGAUUAUCAUAUAACCAAACCAAAACCCUAAUUUUCUACUACUAACAUACAAUGGGAACAAUAUAUUCUAUUAAAAAUUCCUCACCUUUUGAUUUCGAUGAGUCCGAUUUUGAUUCCGAAAACAGUUCCAAAAUGUAUCGUUCUCUUUCACGAUCAUCAUACCCCAAGGGAAAGAAACUCGGGGAUAAGAAAGUAAUAGUUCACCAAGUUGAUGAAGGGGUGAAUGAAAGAAUUUCUCGGUCAGAUGCUGGUUUGCAGUCCAGUUCCUCAAACUACGCUUCAAAUUAUUUAUCUAGAUCCAAACGUACUGAUCUUUUCACAUUUCUUACUGGAGAAACCUCUAAAGCUUCAAGUUCCCUUAAAGCUGCCAAUGACAAGAAAAAUUCGAACUGUACUCAAGGGCGUCACUUGGAGAAUGUUGAGCUCGUUUCUAUUAUCUCAGAUGAUGACACUGAGAAUAUAUCGACGACUAAUGAUCCUGCAGAUUCUGAAGGGUCAUCUGAAGAACAGAUUCUUGAGCAUGAGAUUACUUCACCUGAAAGGGAACCCAGUGUUGUUAUAUACCCAGAGUGUGUUAGAAAUGGAAAAAGCUGUUACCAGAAAGCACAAAUGAGUUUUUCCAGAAAUUUCAUUAGACUCGGUGUUACAGAGGAUGGGGCCACGGGUUCUCUUACUUUUGAGUGGAAGACUGUGGACCUUAUUAGCAUUGAGUCACAAUGGUCAGAUCCCUUCAUAACAGCUGAGGUCGGCCUUCGUAUCAAGGUGGAGAAAUCAACCACCGGUGUUCAAAAGUCAGGUAUUUUGGAGUUGUCAUUAACUGUCUCUGACCCUCAUUGGGCUAAUACGCAAGAACGUAUAAAAGUUUUGGAUGAACAAUACAAGGAAAAAUGGAAUGUUGAUCUUGAAUCCUAUGAGUUGUUUGAAAAUGAAACAUGUCUGGAAGCGGUUUGUGGAUCUAUAUCCAUUUCUAAGAAUGAUUUUCAGCUGUUGCAGCCAGAGAGGUUUAUCAACGAUACCAUUGUUGACUUCUAUAUCGAAUACCUGAAGAAGAUCAAACCCGCUGAUGCAAGAGUUCAUUUUUUCAAUAGCUUUUUCUUUAGAAAGUUGGCAGAUCUUGAUGAAAAUCAAUCCAAGUCUUUUGACGCCAAGGCAGCUUUUCAACAAGUUCGUAAGUGGACGAAGAAAGUGAAUCUUUUUCAGAAGGAUUACAUUUUUAUUCCUAUAAACUUCAGAUUGCAUUGGAGUCUGAUUGUUAUCUGUCAUCCUGGUGAAAUAGUAAAUUUCACAGACGAUGAAAUUGCAAGUUCCCCUAAAGUACCAUGCAUUUUGCAUAUGGACUCUAUCAAAGGAAGCCACAGGGGUCUUGAAUCUCGUUUUAUCAGAUGCUAUCUGUUGGAAGAGUGGAAAGAGAGAUAUAGUGACAUUGCAGAAGAUAUCUCCAGGAAGUUCAUGGAUUUGCGGUUUCUCCGUCUUGAGGUACCACAGCAGCAGAACUCUUAUGAUUGUGGGCUAUUCAUGCUGCAUAACAUGGAACUUUUUUUGAAACAGGCUGCUGAUAACUUUAACCCCUUGGCCAGCUUUAUCAGUAAAAACUGGUUCCAUCCUAUUGAAGCUUCUUUGAAACGUGCUCGUAUCAAAAGGUUGAUCUUUGAACUUGCCAAAAGUAAAACUCAGUCAUCUGACUGCAAUGACAAGUCGUCUUAUGACCUCAAAGAUGAAGACGGGGAAGAAACUGAAGUAGAGAUUCUCCAUGAAACAUGCAACCGAAAGGAACCCUGUUGUGAAAGCAUCUCUAACCCUGAUGCACCAUUAACGGUUAAACCUCUGAGAAGUAAACCUUACUUGUGUUCUGAGUCCUCUGACAUGAACAUAGAUCCUUCUGAUGGUGACAUCGACGGAGCAACGUCAUCCUUAGAGGAUAUUCAAUCUCAUUGUGAAGAAUUUCCUGAAGGAGGAGGUGAUGAAGGAUCAUCGGUUGCUGUGAAUGAGUAUAAUCAUAGACAGCUGGUUCUGUAUGAUCCAUCCAAGCUCUUGUCACCCAUAAAGGAAUGUGAUGAAACAGAAGAUGUUCUUGGCAUGCAAUUAGUAGUAACAGAAUCUCCACUAAUGAAUGACGGAACUAAUAAGAUAGACUCUUUCGUGACUUCUAUUGAUGAAUCUAUGAACUUAUUACAGCUGGAAGAAAAUUCUUUACCAACAGCAUCAGGAGGCGAUGUACAUGAGUCUCUUGUUGUUGAAGAUUCUGAUGGAUAUGCAAGUGAUAAGGUGUUUGAAACUUGUGUGGUUGAGGACUCUGAUCCAGAAGAUUCAGCUGAACUUGGUAGUGUCUGCAAAAACACAUAUCCCCCAUUCCAUCUAGAGGCUAGCACUUUAUCUCUUAGGAAAGAUGUUGAAGCUUUAAAAAGAAGGCAGCAGCCUAUGUUUCUUGAAGCACGAAAAAGGCCAAGGAGAAGCCCAAGAUUAAAAAUUAUGUGAAUAGCUCAUUCAAUUGUGAAUUAGCCAGACAAAGCCCAAGAAAUCCCUUUUUUCCAUCAAUAUACUAAUCAUUGAAGUCAUUUGGCAAUUAGAAAAAUGCCGUUUGAACUUGAUGUUUUCUUUUUUGUAAAGUUUAUGCCUGCUUGAAAAUAGAAGGGGUGUCUAAUCAUCUACAUGUUAUGUAUAUAGAUUUUUCAUAGACAAUGGCAGUUUGCAGUGAUUUAUCUAUUGAUUAUAUGUUUUCUGAUCUA